Exophiala spinifera is the source of this 492-nucleotide messenger RNA. RefSeq lists its product as uncharacterized. The record is from RefSeq and is a predicted model, not a curated record. Bases 1 to 492 code for a protein of 163 amino acids. NCBI's taxonomy places the organism in Eukaryota, Fungi, Ascomycota, Eurotiomycetes, Chaetothyriales, Herpotrichiellaceae. The transcript has a single exon.
AUGACCCCGGCCACGCAGCUCCCGACCUUCGGACUACUUCUCCUUGUCCUCUCCCUGCUGUCCCUGACCACCGCCGCCGCCACCCUCUCGCCGCCUCUUCACCUGCUCGACGCUCGCCAAUCGUCGUCCUCGGCGAACUCCCCGGACUGCGAAUCGUACAGCAGGAUAGCCAACUUCUCGGUCGUCGGCGCCAACGCGACCUACCGCGCCGCAUACCUCGCCGCGUCGCCCGAGGGCAGCGACCCGGCCCGCGCGCCCCUGGACCAGGCCGAACUCCAGCUGCCCAAUCUCCAGUUCAACGCCACCCUGAACAGAGAGUGCGGGAACCUCACGACGAUCGCGUUCGAGGGUGCCGAGUCAAACUUUACCAACGGGAUCGUGCUGCAGUUCAAAGUGAACGCGGCCGGGACACUGCGUGCAGGUGCCAUCGGGGGCAUGGGCAUGGUGGUCGUGGCGGCCAUGCUGACUCUCACGGUCGGUGAUCUCCUGUAA